Salmo salar (Atlantic salmon) is the source of this 1438-nucleotide messenger RNA. Its product is annotated as 23 kDa integral membrane protein. Gene Ontology annotation, cellular component: plasma membrane. The record is from RefSeq and is a predicted model, not a curated record. Lineage: Eukaryota; Metazoa; Chordata; Actinopteri; Salmoniformes; Salmonidae.
UUUCCACCCUCCAACAGAAACAAGUUGAAGGAUCCUCUUUAAACACAGUAAAUCACCCCAGGGUCUUGUGUUCAGUCCAUUAUCCGUCCAGUUAUAGUUUGAAGCAACUGUUUGGGAUCGAGGACUUAUUUAUCGCACUAUGGGGAAUGGCAGAAUGUACAUGAGAGGACUAUGCAUCACUUUCAAUGUCCUGCUUCUGGUAUCUGGGUUAUUUCUGUUUGUAGUUGGGGUGUCAUACAGCUUCCAACACCCUCCUGAGUUUGACCAUCGGAGUACCCUCCAUGAGAUGUACAUACUAAAUGUGUUUGGACCCAUUACUGUACUGUUCUCCAUCCUGGGAGGCUACGCUGCCUACAGAGACAAGAGAAUACUGCUGAUCCUGUAUGUUGUCUUCAUGACCUGUGAAUUCAUAGCCAUCGUAAUCAUCGCUGUGCCGAUGGUUCGUGCCCAACCAAAGAUGGAGGAGAUUCUGGACAGAAGGUUUCACUCUGUGACUCCUCUUCACGAUACUGAACCACAGGUCCAGAGGGAGCUGAACAAACUCCAGGCAUCAGAUCAAUGCUGUGGACUGCGUGGCCACUCAGACUGGGGUUGUCACAUUCCACCCUCCUGCUACUGUCCUCCACUCCCUCCAGACAACUCAUUGGACAGUCUAUGUGAGACUGUAAAUCUAGGCCUACAGAACACUACGCUAGACUGCCAGCACAAUAACACACACGGACAAACUACAACUUCAGUGUCCCAGGAGCGCUGGGUGUACAGCAAGCCUUGUGGUCCCAUCCUGAAGAGACACAUGAACUUCCUGAUUCAGAUCAUGAUCGGGUUCAUCUCUACAUUUGCCACCAUUAUGAUUGCUGCCAUAGUGAUGUCUCUGGUACUGCUGGCCCUCCAGAUUCGGUCCACAGAGCCACCGCUCAACGACAGCCUCGACAGAGUCAAGUACCAACUCAGUCCUCUAGCUGUCACCUGACCUCAGCGUCAACACCACAGAUAACCAUGCUCUGCAUGAGGACGAGAACAUGAUUCAUAUAUACCAAACUGUUAUCCUCCUGCUGGUCUUUUGUUUGGAACACUAGCUACAGUGAAAAUCAACACACGGCUAAAUUCCAAGUAAAAAACGCAUGGUGUGGCUCUCAUACCAGCUCUUCCCUGCUGUACAGUUUGGUUCAAGUCUGGCUUUUGUUUGAUUUCCUGUACAUGAUAAAUGCCAAUUAUUCCCCUCAGAUCUAACUAUUGCACCUUGUUGUUAAAGUGCAUUAAAAAAUAUGAAACGCAUGUUAAUAAUGAGUGUAUAAGUGUGGUAUGACAAUGGUGAAUGAACAAGCCAUUAUGAAUAUCUGUCCAACAUGGUGAAACGUUUUUCAUCCUCGCAACAACAAGUAUCAUGCCAGUAAACAACCAGCUCAGAGUUAAUAAAAUCAUAUGAUUUAAAUCAUUA